AACAACAACAACAAACUUUCAAUCUGCUGCAUUCUGGAGACCCAACAGAGUUUUUUCUCUGCUGCUGAAUUAGCAUAGAAUGACGUCAAAGGGGCGUGUCAGUCAGGAUUACAAGCUGAGAAGAUUGAGUAAUCACUGUGGAGACAGCUUUUAAAGUUUUCCUUUUGUUGGACUUGUUUGGAGUUAAUGCCGUGAAGUUUCUAGGAUCUCACUUUUUAAUGCCACGUCUGUUUUGUUUUGCUUAUUUUCCCACUUGAUUUCACAAGUAAGAGGCACUUGUGAACUUUAGAAUGGACUCUACUGGACACUGGAGAAAAUACACAAUUUUAUUGUUUCAUUUUCUGGUGUUUAAUGCUACUUCUUCACAUGAAUCUUCAUCUGGAAAUACAGUAAAUGUGAGCAGUGAGAGACAGUUUGCUGAUAUCGUCUCAGGGCAGCAUACGCCUUCCUCCUGGUAUUAUACAUCUGUCGGCUUACACUCCCAUAACAGAAGGCGAACACAGAUGGCUCUUUCCAAAACUUUUUAUUCAUUUGAAGUGAAAGAAGACACAGUACCAGGGACAGUUGUGGGAAAGUUGGAAAUGGCGUUUGAGAGUCUCACGCCUAUCACAUACUCAGUGCAGGAGGAUGAUGGAGAGAACCUGUUCCUCCUCAGCCCCUUCUCAGGGGAGUUCCUAUUAUCCCGCAGCCUGGAUUUCGAAGCACAAAGAUUCUACAUACUCACUGCGGCGGUGCAGCAGGGGGAUUCACAGGGAUCCGGUGUCAGGGUGUACUUCAAUGUGUUAGAUGUGAACGACAACCCCCCUGUUUUCAGUCAGGAUACCUUUCCUGCGUCGCUGCUGGAAGACGCUCGGGUGGGCACUUGCUUCCUGUCCUUGAAUGUGUCAGAUAUCGAUGAUGGUGACAAUGGAGACUUGAAACUAAGGGUGGUUGGUGGCGAUGAGGAGAAGGUGUUCUUCAUAAACACAGCUGGCAGUUUGUGCCUGAACACAGAGUUAGACAGAGAGAGACAACCCCUCUACAAUCUGACUGUGACGGCCAAUGACUGUGUCCAGACUGUGUCUUCACAGUUCACCAGCACGGCGCAUGUUAUUGUGGUGGUUGAUGAUGUCAAUGACAACACUCCAUUGUUUGUGUCAGCCAAAACAGUCAGUACACCAGAGGACACUGCACUUCAUUCUGCUAUCAUGACUGUGCAUGCUGAAGAUGAAGAUAUUGGAUCCAACGGGGAAGUUUCAUAUUAUUUGAACAACACUUCCGGUGGCAAGUUUAGCAUCGAUAACAGGAGUGGAAAAAUAUACCUGGAGGAGGCAUUGGACAGAGAACAGGUAGACACCCUGAUUAUUUCUGUAACAGCCGCUGAUGAAGGCUCACCCAGAAUGGCAACCAUUAUGAAUCUCACGGUGCACGUUGAGGAUGCUAAUGACCAUGAUCCCGAGUUCUCUCAAAGCACCUACAGCUUGACAAUCAGGGAGGACAUCUCUAGAGGAACGAGCCUAUUCCAAGUUCAGGCUCUGGAUCGAGACAUCGGGACAAAUGGACAAGUUGGGUACGUGCUGACCCAGGAGAGUCCGUUUGUGGUGGACGCGGUUCGAGGUGUCAUCACAGCCAUGGACAAACUGGACAGGGAGAAGGAUUCAAACUACACCUUAAUCAUAACAGCUGUAGACAAGGGGAAUAUACACAGAUCUGCCACUGCUACUAUCAGUAUUACAGUGUUGGAUGUUAACGACUUUGCGCCCCUCUUUACUCCACAAACACUGACCAUGCAUGUAACAGAGAACGAUGAGGACCCCGCUCAGCUCACACGUCAGGUAUCAGCUUUGGAUGAAGAUUUAGGCGCAAACAGCCAGCUGACCUAUUUUUUACAGAAAGGAAAUAGCGACGGUUUGUUCUCCAUCUCUCCCAGUGGCACGUUUCAAAUUUUACACAGCCUGGACAGAGAGAGGGAAUCAUCUUACUUUGUCAACAUCGUUGCUGUUGAUUCAGGAUUGAUGCCUCUAACAGGAACUCUCACCAUACACGUCAUAGUGGAUGAUGUCAAUGAUAACCGUCCAGAGUUUACUCAGGAAGGCUACAACACCAUAGUGUCUGAGGACAGCCCCACAGGCACCGUGUUUGCCAUGAUAACUGCAUCUGACGUAGACGAGGGAGUCAGUGGGGAAAUAAGGUAUUCCAUGGAGAACCUUGAUGUGCCUUUUGACAUCGCAGAAACAUCUGGAGAGUUGUUUACAACUGAUGUCCUGGACAGGGAGACAGUAGCCAUUUACAGGUUGAUGGUGAUUGGCAGUGAUGGGCAUCCGACUCAGCCUCUGUCAAGCUCAGUGCUUGUUUCUGUUCUCAUUGGAGAUAUUAACGACCACUGGCCCCAGUUUAUGUACAGCCCCUAUGUGGCCUAUGUGCCCACCGAGAUGGCUCCAGGCUCAGUUGUUUGUGCAGUAAGAGCAACAGAUGGAGAUACUGAAAUGAACGCAGAACUGCAUUUUUUGUUGUAUGGACAAAGUUCAGAUCUGUUUUCCAUCCAUCCACACAGCGGCACUGUAUUUGCUUCAAGUGCUUUCUGGAGAACGGAAGAUAUCAUUGUCAGUGUACAUGUGGAAGAUGCUGGAGAAAAUCCCAAAUUUGACAUCACUACUAUCAGCGUCCGGUUUCACAACGCCUCUGAGUUUCCAGAGGUGACUGUGGAUGUUCUGAUUGAUUUCCUCUCUGAGGACGAGCCAGUGGGAACAUUAGUUGCGGUUGUCUCUGCAGCGAGCGCCAGAGCUGAUCCAGUCUCCUAUUAUCUCGCUUCUGGAAACUUUGAAGACAUGUUUCAUGUGGAGCAGUUGAGUGGAGCGUUGACCGUGGAGAACCCUCUGGAUUAUGAAAGCAAAGAGGAAUUUACCUUGUUGAUAGAAGCCAGAGACUCCGGCUCGCCUCCUUUCUCAUCAUUUGCAGAAAUUCACAUAAACAUCAGUGAUGUAAAUGAUAACCUCCCUCAGUUCACCCAAGCUGAGUACAGGUGUGAGGUUUUGGAGAACUCCCCGCCAUCCUGGGUUUGUGAUGUUUUCGCCAUUGACGCUGACUCAGGCAGCUACGGCACAGUGCAGUACACUAUUACAGAAGGAAACACUGAUAGUUUUUUCACAAUUGACCCUGAAAAUGGUUUACUGAGCACCACUACAAAUUUAGACAGAGAAAAUACCCCUGAAUUCAAUUUAGCGGUUAAAGCUGCAGAGCUAAACAACCCUCUUCAUAAAGACAUAGCAACGGUUAUUGUUGUUGUUUUAGACAGAAAUGACAACGCACCUCGUUUUUCACAGAUUUUUCUCACAGAGGUGCCUGAAGAUUCCCUUGUUGGACACACGAUUAUACAAGUCACCUCAACUGAUGACGAUUCUGGUGCCAAUGCAGUAAUAAAUUACUCCAUAAUUGAUCCAAGUGAUGAUCUGCCAUUUAAUAUUGACUUCACCACUGGCGACAUAACUGUUAAAAGACUUCUGGACAGGGAGAUGCACGAUCAUUACAUCUUGAAGGUAAACGCAAAUGAUUCAGCAUGGAGCAUUAGCACCGACGUCACUAUAGUCAUUGCAGAUGUCAAUGAUAAUAGACCAGUAUUUUCUGAUCAUUAUUACAGCGUUGUCCUCCCUGAAACACAAGGUAAAGAGGUGUUUGUCAUGCAGGUUCUUGCUUUAGAUGCAGACAUAGGGCAAAACAGUAAGGUUUUGCAUGUUAUUGAACCUCAAAAUGAGCAGUUUUGGGUGAACGCAUCCUCUGGUGAGAUCUAUACAAAGCAGCCAUUGACGUUACAUAAUACUGCUUUUCAAAUCUACCAGUUUACGGUUAUUGCAUUUGAUUGUGGCAGUGUUCCUCUGUACAGUAACACCACUGUCACAGUGAGAUUAGAACCAUAUAACUACUAUCCACCGAUGUUUUUACCUUUCCAGCCUUUGAUUGCUAUCCCGUAUCACAUGGAUGUUGGUACUGAGGUGGUUCAGUUCACAGCAAUAGAUCAGGAUGUCAGCAACACCAGCGAUGGUAUCGAAUAUGUUUUCAAUGGAGGCAAUGCAUCUGAUUUCUUCUGUAUCCAAGUCGACAAUGGAAAGGUGAUGUUAAAUCAGAGUUUGAUAGAGAGCGUAAAUUUGUUUUUCACAGUAUCAGUUAUUGCAAAAGAUCAGGGCAUCCCCUCUUUGUCAUCACAGACUGAAAUCACUUUUGAAAUUACUGGGAGGAAUCAAUUUCCUCCGAGCUUCAGAGAGCCGGAUGUGAUUUUCUCUGUCCCUGAGGACUUGCCGGUAGGAUCAGUAAUUGGGAAAAUGUAUGCAGAAGAUAGAGAUUACGGUCCCAAUGGUGCCAUCAUGUACUGCAUUACCCCAGAAAAUCACUAUUUAUCAUUCUCUGUAGGAGAAACAGCUGGGCUGCUCACACUGAUCAGAGAGCUUGACUUUGAAAAAGAAGUUAUUUAUCAUCUCCAAAUCAAAGCCGAGGAUGGAGGCUGGGUCUCUCAAACCGGCAUGUUAAAUGUUACAGUGGUAGUUAUGGAUGUGAAUGACAAUCCUCCGGUCUUUUCGUCCUCAGAGUACACAACGUCAGUGCCUGAAAACUCAGAAAUUGGAACAAAUGUCCUAGUUGUGAAGGCUACGGAUGCUGAUUCAGGUGCUGAAAUAUCCUAUUCUCUUAUUGCUGGCCAUGUGGAUAAAUUUGCAAUUGAUUCAAGAAAUGGCACUAUCACCACUUCGGACUUCUUUGAUUAUGAGCGAGAACAGAUCUUUGAUAUAACGAUUAAAGCUUUAAACAUUGGUGGCCAUGCUUUAUUUAGUUUGGCACACAUUGUCAUCCAAAUCUCAGAUGUCAAUGAGUUCACACCUACAUUCAGGCAAAAAGAAUACAACUUUUCUGCAUUUAAAAAUGUGCCUGUUGGAACUAGGAUCGGAAAAGUAACAGCUACAGAUUACGACCAAGGCUCUGAAGGUCAGGUGUUUUACCUGAUGUUUGGUCAAAGCAAAUACAUGGGCUUUGAAAUCAACAAACUUUCUGGAGAAAUAUACACAACUGGCAGUUUGAGAAAACAAGGCAACAGUCACGUAGUUUUAAAAGUUCUGGCAAAGAACUCUGGUGUUAUCACUGGCAUGGACGUAGACAAAACUUUGGUCCACAUCAGUGUGAUCGACACGAACGAUCCACCUGUUUUCACCACUGCACUUUAUUUGGCCAAUGUUGCAGAAAACAACCUGGUUGGGACACCUGUGAUAACGGUGAGUGCUCUGGAUGAAGACUCCAUUUUGGAGUGGAAUAGUUUCUUCUUCAGCAUUGAAAAUGGAAACACAAACUUCUCUUUUGCCAUUGGGCCAUCCAGUGGUGUUAUUUCAGUAAACGCUCCACUUGACAGAGAACUCAGGCCAGUUUAUAAUCUGACCGUUACAGCCACUGACAACGGCUCUCCACCAGCCACUGGGACUACGAAUGUCAUUGUGACUAUUGACGACGUUAACGACAAUGCUCCCAAACUCACAUUCACUGAAGCUCAAGUGAAGGAAAAUCAGCCUCAAGGCACAGUAGUUGCCAGAUUAAAUGCAUCUGAUUCAGAUUUUCCACCGAACAGAGGACCGUUUACUUACUGGUUGGUAAAUCCUUCAACAGGAAGUGCUUUUUCACUGACUCCUGAUGGAGUUUUAUUCACCAGACGGACUAUUGAUCGGGAACAAAUUGCUAUACAUCACAUCCUUGUGGCUGUUAGGGAUGCAGGGAUCCCUCCGCAAUCAUCAACAACAACGAUCCACAUCAAGAUUGUGGAUGAAAACGAUAGCCCUUCACUGCCUAGAAAUAUCGUAAUCGAGGUGAAAUAUUUUGGCAGUUCUUUCCAAGGAGGGAUGAUCGGUAAUGUCCAUCCCGAGGAUCAGGACGAGUCCGAUACAUUCAACUGCGCCAUCAUAAGCGGACAACUGAAUAUGUUCAUAAUACCUAAUGGCACAUGUGAGCUGUGGUCGCCUCCUUUUCAAGGCGAGGCUACAUUUAACAUCACAGUCGAGGCUACGGACCAGCUUCACUUCCCAGUCAACAACAGCAUCUAUGUGAACUACAAAGGUUUCACAAAUGCUUCCAUAGACAGCUGCAUAUUAUUCUAUGUGUCAUCAUCCUCAAUGGAAGAAUUUAUGUCUAAUAAGUAUUUGCGGUUUGUGAAAGCUCUGGACAGUCUGUUUAACCUACAGGCCUCUAAGACUCAUGUAUUUGGAAUUAAACAUCUUGGCAGUGAAAUCCUUCUAUUGGCUGCGGUGAAAAAUUACAACGGUCAAUAUCUUAGCAGAGAGGUAGCCAUUGGCAUCUCUGUAGGCCAUAAGAAAUUACUAGAAGGCCAUAGCAAUGUGACGGUUUCUCACAUCACAAGUGAUCCAUGUGUCAUCGGCCCUUGUCUAAAUGGGGGGGCGUGCAAGAAAAACAUUUACAUCAGCUGGGAUGUUGCUGUUCUGGAAAGCUCGCCGGUCAUCUUCGUUUCACCGCAGAAAGAGAUUUUUAAUUGCACCUGUCCAGCCGGCUUCAACGGGACGCUGUGUGAAGAUGAUAUCGACGAAUGUGAGACGAAUCCCUGUGAGAAUAAAGGCACGUGUGUGAAUACUCCAGGAAGUUUCUACUGUCACUGUCAGGGUGGCUUUUCUGGCUCUUUCUGCUCUACUGAUGUAGAUGAAUGCCUGAAGCUGAAGUGCCAAAAUGGGGGAACUUGUUCUUCCACUCAGGACGGAUAUCACUGUCACUGCCUGCCUGGAUUUGAGGGAGAAAUGUGUGAGCACUUCAUAGACCACUGUCGAUCAACCCCUUGUGUUCAGGGCAGCUGCAUCAAUUCACAGACAGGAUUCUCCUGUCAUUGUCCCUUUGGAGUCAGUGGAGUCCACUGUGAGGACCACAGUUAUGGCUUUGAGGAGCUGUCCUUCAUGGAGUUUCCCCCGUUGGAUCGCAGGACUAAUUUAAUCUCUCUAGAGUUUGCUACAGUGCAGAGGAACUCCCUGCUCCUGUACAACCCCGGAGGACCAUCUAGCAGGGAGUUUAUUGCACUGGAGAUACUGAAUGGGGCCAUACAUCUCUCUUAUGACCUGGGCCCAGGACCUGUGAGGCUGCAGACACACAAGCAAGUGGCCGAUGGAUAUUUCCAUAGUGUCACUGCCAGGAGGAUUGGGAACAUGGGUUCCUUGCAUGUGGACAACUGCACAGACAUUGAGAACAAUGGAUUUUGUUUUUCACGGCGUGAUGGCAGUAGCUUAAAGAGAACACUAGAUGUUGGCAGUAAUAUGACGUUCGGAGGAACGAGGACUUUUGAAUCUAUUUUACUGCUUCCUGCUCAGAUAAAAACCCACGACUUUGUUGGAUGUAUUCGUAAUGUUUAUGUAAAUGGCAUCCUGCUGAGACCUUCUAUGGCCCUUGCAACAUAUAACAUCCUUGAUAGGUGUCCUCGGACAACACCAUCACCAUGUCAGAGCAACACAUGUAAGAACAGCGGCUUGUGCCAUGACUUUUGGUCUGACUAUCUUUGUGAGUGCAAAAGCCCUUUUACCGGAAGCAACUGUGCUAAAGAAAUGUCAGAGGGGCUUGUUUUGCGAUUUGAUGGGAAUGACUACAUUGAGUAUGUCAUCAAGGAGCGAUUCAAGAGAGACUACCUGCUAAAAGACUUGUUGGAUGAUGAAAAAGAAGGAAACGCCAGAGACCAAAAUGGGAUUAACAUAAAGUUUAAGACCCAAGAUAAUGGAGUGUUAAUAUUUGUUCGGCGGCAGGCACUGGAGGUUGCUGCGGCUCCGAGACGGGAGCGGCGGCAGGCACUGGAGGUCGCUGCGGCUCCAAGGCGGCAACUGGAGGUCGAUGCGGCUCCGAGGUGGCAAUUGGAGGUCCAUGCGGCUCCGAGGCGGCGCCGGCCGGGACUGGAGGUCGCUGCGGUUCGGAGACGGCGGCGGCCGGCACUGGAGCUGGCUGCGGGGCAGAGGCGGUGGCGGCCGGGACUGGAGAUGGCUGCGGGGCAGAGGCGGCGGCGGCCGGGACUGGAGCUGGCUGCGGGGCAGAGGUGGCGGCGGCCGGGACUGGAGCUGGCUGCGGGGCAGAGGCGGCUGGGACUGGAGCUGGCUGCAGCGCAGAGGCGGCAGGAACAGGAGCUGGCUGCGGCACAGAGGCGGCAGGAACAGGAGCUGGCUGUGGCGCAGAGGCGGCAGGAACAGGAACUAGAGUUCGCUGCGGCUCCGAGGCAGCAGCUAGAUACGGUGUCGACCACCGAGUGUUCCCCUACACUUGCUUGGCCCCGUCUCCGGCUGAGAAGGUAUCUGGAGCCGGCACGGGGGAUUCCCAGACCGGCGGAGCGAGGACAGGAGGGAAUAGUGCGGGUGCUGGAACUGGUGGAGACUUGA
This is a messenger RNA of Anarrhichthys ocellatus (wolf-eel), 8360 nucleotides long. RefSeq names its product protocadherin Fat 4. The transcript is spliced from 16 exons. The record is from RefSeq and is a predicted model, not a curated record. Gene Ontology annotation, molecular function: calcium ion binding; cadherin binding; beta-catenin binding. Gene Ontology annotation, cellular component: plasma membrane; adherens junction; catenin complex. Gene Ontology annotation, biological process: calcium-dependent cell-cell adhesion; cell-cell adhesion mediated by cadherin; cell morphogenesis. NCBI's taxonomy places the organism in Eukaryota, Metazoa, Chordata, Actinopteri, Perciformes, Anarhichadidae. The coding region runs from base 291 to 8360 and encodes 2689 amino acids.